UGACCCUCUCUAACUCAUGUACACACACAUGUGUAACUGAAGCUGGAUGGCUGGAGCACGAGGUGACAUCAAAGUCAGCGCUAAAAUCGUUAGAUACCCGCUCAAAUUCCCGGCGAAUUGUUAUAAUGUAAAGUGAUAGGCGAAUCAUUUCAGUGCCUUCUUGGAAAGAAUGAAGAUGGUAGAAAACAUGAUGGAAUUUCCAUUGGGAUAUCGUGAAGUUGUGCCGGAUCAAACUUUACCAGAAAAAUGGAAAGAAAUUAUUCUGAACACAGGUGGAAGUCAGAGUACGUUACAAGAUAUAAAAGUACCAGAGAGGGCAGGUGGCUACUCAUAUAAAGACUCUUCGAAAUAUUUUACUCGUAACCGAUUUAUUUAUUGGCGUAUUUGUCAUGAUGUGCUUGAACUGGUUGAACAUAGUCUAGACAUUAAUCUUGCCAAUUGUCGAGUGAGAUACAAAUUUACGGAUACUCCAAUCUUGGACGGAAUUUCCAUUCACGAGACAGUUAAUUCGGUCAUCAUUUUGAUCGUCACUGUUUCCAGUGUUCACAAACUUUCCUUUUCUCAUCCAGAUAAAAUUCAUAAACAAGAAAACUUGCUGGGUACUUAUACUGACCUCAAUGUACAGUCGAUAUUUGCUGAAGCUUCUGCACAAAGUGCCAGAGAUCCACAUACGUUUCAUAUUAUCUCAAAUGUUGGGACCACCAAUUCCCCAGUACCUCAUGCGGCGGCAUCGUGGCUCACAUUGCCGCAAGAAGAGGCAUUAUUUGCUCUUGCUUAUAGUUCAGCUACUAUAUUGCUCCUCAGACUCGAUACGCUCACGGGUCUUGUACAUGCCAGCGAAUUGAAGCAAGACUCGAUGGUACCUAGAUUCCUAAGCGGCAUAGCUACUGCCUUCAGAGGUCGCAACAUCGAGGCCCAAAUGGCUAUGUCUCUCAUUAUACACAGUUACGAGAGCGAUACGUAUCUAUUUGCGCUAUGUCGCGAGGGUAAUGUGCGUAUGUGGUCCUGUAACAAGACGCAGUGCAUAGCUGUGACGGAUGCGGCGAUUGAGAAUCGCAUUGUGUCGCAGAGCGCGCAAGGUCACAGUCUGAGAAAAGCGCUAGGCAACGACAACGAAUUGUAUCUCGGUACAUUCUUAAAAUUCAAUGCAGGAUGCGAGUUUAGCAUUCUGAAGCCUAUGCAGGAUAAUGGCAUCUUCAAGUUUGCUAGAUUGUGUACGUUGUACGCGCCUGAUCAACACCUGGUGGACUUUGCGUUCACACCCACUAGAUUGUGGGCAGUGUGGAGAACUACGGACAUGGACGCCAUGGCGGUGACACACGCGCAAUUGUCCUUAGACGGUGCGCGCGUUAAUUCCGAGUGGGAAACCGCGAUAUUGGAACAGACGCGCGACAGAGAUUACAUCGUGACUGAUCCCGGGACGGACCCGAGGCAAGCGUACAUCAACUAUAUUUUCCAUCCUGGACAAUUCUCACUGGCGGACAUCACGAAGGCACUGAGCAUCUACAGAAGAUCCAACGUAAUAGCAGAAAUGACUUUCUCGCCGGCUGUUCUAAAAGAGAGAGUGUGUAUGGCCGUGGAGGCCGAAAUGCAGGCAGAAGUAAUGGAUUACGUGAUCAUGGACGAGGAUUACCUGGAAAUUGCCAAUCGAUGUUGGUCAAAAUUUUACUCUUGCGUCGUUCAGUAUCAUGCCAAUGGCACUCGUCCCGUUGGUUUGCUACUCCUGCCGAGCGUUUACGGUGUUGUCUUGCUGAAGAAAUCGUCGUUCUCGCUUCUAAGACCUAUGGAAGCUUUGGAACACCUUGUACUUUGCAACGAGAGAUCCUACACAUCUCGUUUCAAGACAACACCCGUUUUAUCGCAGGACGAAGAUACGUGUCAAGAUUUGAUUACUCUGAUAUCUGCGCUGGUCAUGUUAGGAGAACAAUUAUCCGAAGAGACUAAAACCGAAAUCGAAAGGGAAUUGUAUCAUCUGAGAAGCCCGGAUAUCAUAAUCGAUAACUUGUUGUCGAAGUUGUUGUUGGAACCUGACGAUCCAUUAUCGGAUUUGGACUUCCACACGGAGCUCUAUCACAAACUGCGUAACGUUAAAGAUGUAUCAGGUGCCAUGGCCAUGCUGUUAGAGGCAUUAACGUACGAUCUCGGACAGCCGAGUAAGCUGCAAUUCGAGAACGACCACGAGGCUUCAAAGAUCUUGCUGAAUGUCAAUCAUCUAUUCGGCAGUCAGCUAGGAAUUUCCGCGGUAGCGGAAAUCAUAACGCAGAUAGCGCUUGUGAGAUUCUCCAUUUGCAGAGAUCUGUUGAUCCUGCAACAGAUCAUACUGCUACGUCCGGAGAUAUUCGAUUCACGAUCAUUGCACACUAUAAAAUCAUCAUUGGCACCGAGAACCGUUGUGCUUACCCAAGCUUACUACGUAGUUACGUGGAUAUGUGAAUCAACAGCAACGUAUACUCCUUCGCAAUCGUUACUCGAGUCGAGCUCUCAGCGUCUUUCGAUGCUGAAACUCGCCGAUCCACGAAUUAGCGUUGGGCAAAGGCAACAUCGGUCUCUCUCACUUUUAGAACUGUUCAUUCAUAGCAGCGGUGCGAAACACGCUCAUAUCUUGAUGGCUCAAGCGAACUUGGAUCCAAUGACUUUAAUACCUUGGCACUACAGUAUGCUGACGCACGUGACGCUUAUUGCACAGCUUGUAUGGCCGAUAUCAGGGAAUUUUAUUUUCCCCGAAUGGUUGCUCUCCAGUUGUCAAUUUCUACUAGUCCAAGAAUACGUGAGACUUCUGAACACGUGGUGCGAGUGGAACAGCGCUUCCAGGAGAUUUAUACUAGCGGUUGCUUUACUAGAAAUGGGGGAGAUGCAGAAGGCAUGCGACCAUUUUCUUCGUGCUUCCAAUGGGAUAGUGACUGACAUAUUUUUGGCAGACGCACUGCUCAAUUCCAACGUAACACCAGGAAGUAACGCCUUGAUCCACUAUUACCUGAAAGUUAUCAAAUUGUUCGAGGAGCACAACGCGUCCGACAGUAUUAUAGAGAUCGCCGAGACAGCCAUAGCGACUGCCGACGCGGACGAUCCGAAUUUACCGACUCUCCAUUCCAUAAUAUUUGCCCAACAUUUAAGUCUCGGUCAUCAUACAGAAGCUUAUCAUUGGUUGUACGCAAAUCCAGACGCUGCGCGUAGAGUGGAUUGCCUGCGGCAAUUGGUUGUUACGCUAUUCGAGAAGAAGUUGUUGGUAGACUUAAUCUCCUUCCCCUAUGUCGAUAUGUACGAGGACCUUGAGAGAAUAGUGGAGGGUAGAGCUAGGAGCGUCGAUCUCAUGGAGAAUAAUUAUUAUAACUUCCUCUACAGUUUUCACAUCAAUAAGCAAAAUAUGCGCAAAGCUGCUUCCGUAAUGUACGAACAGGCUAUGCGUUUGAGUCAGGAAACUCACUCUGCACCGAUCAUAACGAAACAAGCUCAGUGUUUGCUGGCGUGUAUUAACGCUCUGCAUCACGUGAGCGAAAAGUACAGAUGGAUCGUAAGACCCGCGAUGGAUCAGAGCUUCUCCGACGAAGCGAAUUCGCCGAACCCACAAAAGAAGAGAAGUAUAGACGGAAAAGAGGUGUUACAUUACAGGAUGAAGAAGCAAGUUGAAGUCCUCGAGUUGGAUGAUAUUAAGAAAGAGUAUUACGUUGUGGACGCGAGAUUGAAGAUAUCGAAAGUGAAUUCAGAAAUACAUAUAGUUGCGCAUACCGAACCGUCAGAACUUAUUGUCACUUUAUGUAGCAUUGGCCUGUAUACGACGGCACUACAUUUAUGCGACGAAUUUAAAAUUAGUAAAACUUCCGUACUUGAGAGUUUAGCUUCCCAAUGUAUUAAAUUAAGCCAGUACGAGGAUCCGAACGCUUGGGACUGGCUAAUACAAAAUGAUAUAUUUGAUAUCGGUAUAUCUAAUACGACUAUCACAAAUACCGCUUGGAGACUGCUGGAAUACUUUACGUUAAAGCAGGAAAAGGAUAAUAACAGUGAACUACACAAGGUUGUUGCACAAAAACUAUUGCAAGAUGGAGCUUUUCUGCCGCAAUGGUUACUAAUUUCAUAUAAGAAACGAAAUGCCUCGGAACUUCUUCGCCUUAUGCUGAGUACUGGCCGAUUAUUGGAAGCAAGCGAUUUAGCAGUAGAUUAUAUUAAUGCGAUACUAGGCAGUGGAAAAGAACAUUUUGGUCUCGAAACACCAUUAGUAGCCACUACAUCACCAACGUGGUUACCACUCAAUACCAUAGAAGUACUUUUAAACGAAUUGGAGUAUUUGAACGAAGAUCCCACGUACACGGAAAGCUACGAGAGAUUAAACGUAACGUUGGAGAAAUAUCUGGAAAUGGUAAAACGCAUCUCGGAAGAUAUGAUUAAAAUCAGAACGAUGAGUGAAAACUGCUAGUAAAUCAGACAAACUCUGUGUAUCUACUGUUUGCGUAUCACCUCUUAACUGGUCUUCUGCGAUAUACAUAUUUGCGUGUCAAUUUAUGUUAUCAGUACAGUGACUGAAACAAUGCCAAUGUCAGUGGAAUUACUUUCAAUUUUAUAUGUCUGCAUUAAAUGUGGAUUUUUUAUUAUGUAAUAAGGAAAACCUAUAUAAUAAUUUUUAAAAUGUCAAGAAAGCAAAUGAUAGAUUAAUGCAUCUGGUUAGAAUUACAGUUUACGGUAAGGAUGCCUUAUUAAAUGUAUGACAUGUAUAGUAAUCUUAAAUUAUUAUCUGCUUUGCAUACCUCAUAUAUUUCAGAAGUUUCUUAACACGUAAAAUUUACUGGCAAAUUCUGUUAUUUGAUAUUGUAAUUUUGCAGCCUUACCUUUUUCUGUAAUCUAAUAACGUUUAUUGUGUUCGAUUCAUUGAAGACUGUUACUGAUUGGAUUAUUCUUGUAAUAGCGUAACAUUAUUACAUGUAUUUAGUAAUAAUAAUUUCUUUCACUUUUGCCAUCCAAGACUCCAACCAAUGAACAAUUUCCGAUGAUACUAUUUUACUGAACGAACAAUAAUGUAAUUAUACUUUUAUAAACUGAUAUUUU
Messenger RNA from Ooceraea biroi (clonal raider ant), 5037 nucleotides. RefSeq names its product nuclear pore complex protein Nup160 (gene Nup160). Gene Ontology annotation, molecular function: structural constituent of nuclear pore. Lineage: Eukaryota; Metazoa; Arthropoda; Insecta; Hymenoptera; Formicidae. Gene Ontology annotation, cellular component: nuclear pore. The record is from RefSeq and is a predicted model, not a curated record.